GCUGUGAGAGUCUCUAACCUUCAAUAUUUGCCAUACCGUCAAUUUUGAUAUACCUAUAUGCUCACUUGCUUGACCUAUCAAAAGAUCUGAUGAAAAUGUACUUCACCAAAGCUACUUUUCUGGUCCUGUUUCCUUUCAUUUGCCAUGUAGCAGGGUCAUUCCAUGAUAACCCUCAAGUCGUUCUUCCUGACCAAGAAACAAUAUCUAUAGCCGAACUUGAGAAGAAAUGGGGUGUUGAUUGGGCAUACUCCGGCAUUUCUACGUUCGCCCAUUUGAAGCAUGUUAGAUGCUUGAUCGACCCCCAGACAAAAUUUGACAUUGCUGUGCUUGGAGUCCCCUUCGACACUGCUGUUAGCUAUCGGCCUGGAGCUCGGUUUGGUCCACGCGCAAUUCGUGCUGCAUCUGCGCGCCAGACUCAAUUCCGAGGCUUCAACCAUAGGGCCGGUAUCAACCCUUAUACGUCGUGGGCCUCAAUCCUUGACUGCGGGGACAUUCCCGUAACGCCAUUUGACAAUGCUCUUGCAGUCCAUCAGAUGACAAUCGCUUAUGCAGAGCUACUUGCUCGAAAACCGGCCAGCUACGAAGAUCCGUCAUCCCAUACUUACCCAAAACUGGUGUCAAUUGGUGGUGAUCAUAGUAUUGCUCUUCCAGCUCUUCGUGCACUCCAGAAGGUCUACGGUGAACCAAUUACUGUACUGCACUUUGACGCCCAUCUCGACACUUGGCACCCGGGGAAGUUCCCAUCUGCGUGGGCCAACACCCCUACACAAGCAGAUUUUAACCAUGGAAGUAUGUUCUGGUUAGCUACCCAAGAAGGAUUGAUAUCAAAUACUUCCUCCGUUCAUGCGGGGCUACGUACUCGCUUGGCCGGGAGUGAUUACACAGAUUACAGUGACGAUGAAAACCAAGGAUUUUUACGUAUUGAAUCAGAUGAUAUUGACUCUUUGGGAGUAGCGGGGAUAAUCCAAAUCAUAAUGGAGCGUAUUGGAAAAGAAAAUCCAGUUUAUUUGAGCGUUGAUAUCGACGUCCUAGAUCCGGGCCUUGCUCCUGGUACUGGAACACCAGAAGCCGGAGGUUGGACAACCCGAGAACUAAUUCAAAUUCUGAGAGGUAUCGAAGAUUUGAACAUCGUUGGAGCUGAUCUAGUAGAGGUAGCCCCAGCGUAUGAUGGGUUUGGUGAAUCUACGGCAUUAUCUGGAGCACAGAUUAUUUAUGAGAUUGUGACAAGUAUUGUGAAGAAAGGAUUGAAAGACAAAGGAGAGUACACUGAGCUUUGGAAGCCUAAGGGGAAAUAUUUUUCCCAGAGUGCUCCUGAUACAACAGAUAAAAAGGAGUAUCUGAAAAAGACGGAGUUGUAACAGCCUUCUCAAACUCCAAUGGGCAGGUGCUGGAGGAUUCUUGCAAACUAUCAGUUGAUGUACCAUGUACCUGCUUUACACAUGUUACAAAUACGUAUUUAAGUAAUUUAGGGAAG
Messenger RNA from Talaromyces proteolyticus, 1474 nucleotides. Its product is annotated as agmatinase. The transcript is spliced from 3 exons. Lineage: Eukaryota; Fungi; Ascomycota; Eurotiomycetes; Eurotiales; Trichocomaceae. The coding region runs from base 90 to 1358 and encodes 422 amino acids. Gene Ontology annotation, molecular function: metal ion binding; agmatinase activity. The record is from RefSeq and is a predicted model, not a curated record.